AUCCUCCCUCCCCAUCGUUCAACAUCCCUCCCCACCCGUCCCCACCCCUCCCUACCCCUCUGGAACGGCAGGCAGAGAGCACGGAUCUGAUAGCCUAUGGGCUCAUCCCUGAGUUUGUGGGGCGAUUCCCCGUGCUGGUGGGGCUGCAUGCGCUCACAGAGGAGCAACUCGUGCAGGUCCCCAGCAAUCUGGUGGAAGCAGUGGUGCUGGACGAGGCAUCGGUGGGGCACGAGGGGGAGGAAGGGGAAGAGGGCAAGCCGGUCCCCCAGCAGUCUAGUGAAGGCAGUUGUGUUGGACAAGGCAUCGGUGGGCACGAGGGGGAGGAGGGGGGCGACGGGGUAACCUGCACUCUGCCAUCAUCCAUCCAUCCCUCCUAUCCCUGCUCUUCCAAGCCUGAUCUUCCCGUCCCUGCCAUCCCUGCCAUCCCCACCAGGUCCCCAGCUCUCUGGUGGAAGCAGUGGUGCUGGACGAGGCAUCGGUGGGCACGAGGGGGAGGAGGGCGAGGACGGGGUACCGGGGUGUGGGGCCCACAUACUGCAAGGGGAGGGCUCGUGGGAGCGGUGGUUGCAGGAUAA
Molecule: messenger RNA, 575 nt
Organism: Closterium sp. NIES-65
Lineage: Eukaryota; Viridiplantae; Streptophyta; Zygnematophyceae; Desmidiales; Closteriaceae
Source: the annotation of a GenBank genome assembly